AUGACAGAGGAGGAAGACUACGAGGCGUCGAAACGAGCCGAGGCGGAAGCCCGUCGAAAGCGCAUCAUGGAAAAGUCAAAGGACCGAAUGAGCAAGGUGUCGGGUCUUCAGACCGAGGAAGGGGACGCCGAGGAGACCACCAAGACCAGUGCUAGUAGUUCGGCUAGGAUGCAAGCAGCUCGACGUCGUCGCUUCAAAAAGGGCAAAGCCAAGACGGAAGAAUCGGUUGCGGAGAAGACGGAAGAAGGAGAAACUGCCACGGAAACGAAAACAGAGGAAAAGCCUGCUGAGGACAAGGCGCCCACGGUAGUAGAAGAGGAAAAGCCCUCUGCUGAGGCAGCCACGGCAGAAGAGCCAGCCAAGGAGGAAGCGAAAGCUGCGGAAUCAGCAGAAACUACAAAUCCCACCACAACCGAAGCCAAAGCAGAAGAGCCUGCCAAGGACGAGACGACAACCACAACACCUGCUGCUGAGGAGCCAGCAUCUGCCACAAACGAGCCCAAAAAGAAGUACAAAGGAGUGGCCAAAAUGCGUCGCGAAAAAAUGCUCCAAAAGAAAAAGGAUGAAGCUGCCAAGGCUGCCGAGGAAGAAGCAAAGGUUUUAGAGUCGCCUGCCGUACAAGCCCGUCUAAAGAAGCGCCUCAAACAGCCUUUGCUUCCCAUUGUCAUGUACAUUUUCACAUCCUUCUUGUUAUUUUUGGCUGGCUUGGAUGUGGGACUCCAGCAUGCCAAUCCUGACUACACUUUGGUGAACCGAGAAUUUGCACCUCAAAGUUUCAAUUUGCAGAAAUUGAAUCCGUGGUCAUCUACUUCCAGUGGUCCCAGUAAGGAUCUUGGCAGUGAUGGGGAUGAUGCCUACACCCGUGAUUUGGCAGAGGACGAAUUUGGGACGCUAGACGAAGAGGACACUGAGUACAUUCCCAACAUUGAUCCUCUCUUUCAAGUGGAUCUGGACGAGCUUACCAGAGGACCUGGUUUAUUCAAUCAGCUGGGUCGUGGUGCCGUGAAAAUUCAUCGAACGAUCCUCUACGUCUUGUGGGAGAUGCCAUUGCAGAUGCUCGCCAUGCCAGCGCGGCUCUUUGGAUAUCCUCCCGUCAUGUGCCUGUCGGCUCUCACCAUACGACAAUUGAUUGCGAGGGUCAUCUUGGGAUCGAAACUUCCGAAUUCGAUUGAAGAAGAUGUGCGCAAUGCCAAAGGAGAAAUGACAGAUGUCUUGACCAUGAUCAAGAACGCAGUCAAGAACACCCUGUCAGGAUUAUUCCCCACUGCGAUUAGUGCCUACGAAAUCUUCCAGCAGUUGAAAGUGGAUAUGUACGUGAUACUCUUCGGCGUCUUUGUCGGUCUUUUGUACUCCUCCUGGAUACCUCCACCAGGGCUACCAUCCGAACUGGAAGAGGAAGUUCCAGCGAUGGAGCCAGAUCCCGGCAUCAUGGAGGAGGAAGUCCCUGCGGAGCCAGAUCCUUCCGUCGUGGAGGAGGUUAUGGCCGCGGCCGAGGAAGUCGUUCAGGAUGUCAUGGCUGAGGCUAAGGAAGUCGUUCAGGAAACAAUGGCUGAGGAAAUCCUGCAGGAUGGCAUUGCCGACGAACUCUAA
Messenger RNA from Seminavis robusta, 1590 nucleotides. The record is from the annotation of a GenBank genome assembly. NCBI's taxonomy places the organism in Eukaryota, Bacillariophyta, Bacillariophyceae, Naviculales, Naviculaceae.